AAAAUACGAUUAAAGAGCUUGUUGCUGAGCUGAUUUGUUCAGACGACGGAAUAUAUCUCUUUGCAAUAACAGGUACCUUUCGAGAAAAAGGAGUCAACCGUUUAUUGAGCUGCGAGGUGAUGGCGACAAAUUUAACAGGAGCGGUGCACAUUCUUUUAUCCGUCACAGCAUUUCUUGGGAAUUCUUUCAUCCUUGUUGCCCUUCACAAGGAAUCUUCCCUCCAGCCGCCGUCCAAACUCUUGUAUCGUUGUCUGGCAACAACUGAUCUGUUGGUUGGUCUUGUUGCCCAGCCUCUCUGUGCUACCUUGGUCUUCUUGGAUCCCUGGACUCUCGAAGACUGGAAGAUUUUCCGUUACGUAAAUAAUGCGACCUUCAUCACAACCUUUGUGUUAUGUGGAGUGUCUUUAUUGACGAUGACGGCUAUAAGUGUUGACAGACUUCUCGCCCUGUUGUUGGGGCUGAGAUACAAGCAGAUCGUAACUUUGAAGCGCAUAUCUAUCAUUGUAGUUACCAUUUGGGUUUUAACUAUUUUUGCUUCUGUAUGUACCAUUUUUGAUAGGCGUAUAACCGUUUUGUGCGGUUACAUAUCUUUCCCAAUUUGCCUGAUGAUCUCAAUCGCCUCAUACACAAAAACAUUUUGCGUUCUUCUUCACCAUCGAGCUCAAGUACAAGAUCAUUCCAGUCAACAACAGCCGAGCCAACCAAAUGUACUGAACAUGGCGCGAUACAGAAAGGCAGUUUUCAGUGCGCUGUGGGUGCAGUUAGCACUAGUUGUUUGUUAUGCACCACGUUUUGUGGUAGAAAUUAUAUCCAACCACAGUACGACAUAUCCAUUGCACUUAUGGGUCAUUAGGGAAAUAGCAGUGGUCUUAGUUUACUUUAACUCGACAUUAAACCCGUUUCUUUACUGCUGGAAGAUCAGUGAGGUGAGACAAGCUGUAAAGCAGACAAUCAGGCAAGCACUUUGCUGUACAUGGAGUUAGAUCCCUUAUGCGUUGUAGUCGUAUUUAGAUACUUUAAAGCUGACCUUUAAAAUAAUGGGUUUUUCUAGAAAGCUCUUAGGAUAUUUUAUCAAAAGGAAGAAAUGAGAGACUCAACAAAACCGUCGCACAAGCUGUCGUUCAUAUUGUUUAUUUUCAUAUGGAAGACAUAGUACCUCUUAUCCUGAAAACGACAGCACAUAAUUAAACAAAACAAAAGAUAUGCGCGCAUGGUAUAGAAAGGAACGAGAUGUUUAAUUUUACUCUCUUGUCUUAUACUAAAGUAUGGAGUAAAACGGAGAGCUG
Molecule: messenger RNA, 1286 nt
Organism: Stylophora pistillata
Lineage: Eukaryota; Metazoa; Cnidaria; Anthozoa; Scleractinia; Pocilloporidae
Source: RefSeq, a predicted model, not a curated record